AUGACAAGUACCAGCUCCAUUUCCAUCAAGCUUUUGAUGCUACUAGCUCUUGUGAACAUUUGUGUUUCACAGGAUUUUGAUUUUUUUUUACUUCGUACAACAGACACCCUUCUUUUUUACCCUCGUUGCAGUGGCCAGGUUCACUCUGCGACACAAAAAAAGUUUGCUGCUUCCCUCCAACCGGAAAACCAGCAUCCAAUUUCAGCAUUCAUGGACUUUGGCCAAAUUUCAACAAUGGAACAUUUCCAUUCGAUUGCAAUAAUGCCCAAAACCCAUUUAACCAAUCUAAGGCGGCAAAAAAAUAGACAACAACAGCAGAAGCAGCGACAGCAAAGUUCUGGAAACAUGAAUGGGAUAAACAUGGCACAUGUUCUCAGAAUCAAACCAGAUGGAAACAUUUACAGCGUUGUUAACAUAACAGAAGCUAUAAAACAAGCAACUGGGUUUGUACCUGGCGUAACAUGCAACACUGAUCCGAGUGGUAAUCGCCAGCUUUCUGAGAUAUAUAUGUGCGUUGAAAAGUCAGCCUCCAUGUUCAUUGAAUGUCCACUACUGCCAAAUGGAAUUCGAAGUUGUACAAAAACCAUUGAGUUUCCCAUCUUCUAG
Molecule: messenger RNA, 606 nt
Organism: Sphenostylis stenocarpa
Lineage: Eukaryota; Viridiplantae; Streptophyta; Magnoliopsida; Fabales; Fabaceae
Source: the annotation of a GenBank genome assembly